Messenger RNA from Nerophis ophidion (straightnose pipefish), 2103 nucleotides. RefSeq names its product adenosine deaminase domain containing 1 (testis-specific) (gene adad1). Gene Ontology annotation, cellular component: cytoplasm; nucleolus. The coding region runs from base 240 to 1838 and encodes 532 amino acids. Gene Ontology annotation, molecular function: double-stranded RNA binding; double-stranded RNA adenosine deaminase activity; tRNA-specific adenosine deaminase activity. Lineage: Eukaryota; Metazoa; Chordata; Actinopteri; Syngnathiformes; Syngnathidae. The transcript has 13 exons. The record is from RefSeq and is a predicted model, not a curated record. Gene Ontology annotation, biological process: RNA processing; adenosine to inosine editing.
GAAUCAGUUCAUGAAGUGAUUCGGUUCAGUGCGUUCACUCCAAAGAUUCGUUCGUUCGAAUGAAUCGUUCGCGAACGACACAACACUAAGCCUUUCCUUUUUGAGGUGUCGGCUACGCUCCUCCAGCAAUUAGACGGUGACCAAAAUACAGGUGUGGUCGGGAAACGAGGCUCAUCCUAAUUGUGUAACUUGACGCGCUACAGAAGCCUCCUACUGACAGGACAGAAAAUCCCAUCAGCAUGUUUUCUGCUACACGACCUGCGUGUGGUUCUGAAAGCUCCUCUUUUGCUCAAACGUCCAACUGUCACAACCCGAAGAAGCAGAAAGGAAAAAACUCAUUUGGUCCUUCUGUGGAGCCAAAAAUCCUGAUUGAGAGGUACAAGCGCGACGAGAUGCAUGCUGUGUCCUUGCUGCAUAUGCUGGCCCAGUCUUACCAGUUCCACCUGGAGUUCAAGGAAACUGUGACCACAGGGAACACAACAAGGCUGUUAUUUGCCUUUUGCGUGCUAAUUGAUGGCGUUCAGUACAAAACUGGCAUGGGACUAACAAAGAAGGAGGCCAGACUCAAAGCCGCAGAGUUUGCCCUUCAGGAUCUGCUGCCUACUUUGGAAAAAGAGAAGUUCGACCUCCCUAAGGCGUCAGCUUUCCCACUCCUCUUUCCCAAAGAGGAGUUUUUCAAAACAGAUAUCCAAUCCAGUAGUUUUAUUCGAGAGAGGAAGAGUCCUACUAACCUGCAGAUACCAAACGCUGUCAAGAAUCAGCUGAACAUCUUGAUGAACAGCCACCCUCAGUUCUGUGCCUGCGCAGCCACAGUCGCAGCGUUCGUCAUUCAGACCUCCAGUAGAUGUGAGGUGGUUGCUGUCGGCAGUGGCAACUACAACGUCAGGGAGAGCUUGUCAACAAAUGGACGUGUUGUGCACGACUCCCAUGCGGUGGUUACUGCAAGAAGAUCACUUAUGAGAUAUUUCUACCAGCACCUGCUGCUGUUCUACAGCACAACGGCUCAUGUGACCGAGAUGUCCAUCUUCCAGCACAACAAGGGUGGCCUCCUCAGCUUGAAGAGUGGCAUCACGCUGCACCUUUAUGUAAACCAGCUGCCAAAGGGAGCCACGGAGAUCCCCUUUAACCUGUCCCUGAACCCGCUUUCAAUUUCCGCAUGGCAGAUGAAUAACGAGCUCGGCCUGCACCUGUUAGUAGAGGGCAAGGUGUUCCCAGUUCUCACCUUUGAGCACUCUAGCCCCAAGAUGGUCAGCAUGUCAGCCGCAGACAAGCUCGCCCAAUGGCAAGUGUUGGGCUACCAGGGAGCCUUGCUGAGCCACUUUAUCGAGCCUGUCUACGUCCACAGCAUCUUUAUCGGUGACAUGGGGCACGGGGACACUCGUGGCAUCGAGAGGGCCGUGAUCCAUCGCACGGAGACCAUCACCUCACAGUUGCCCAUGUUUUACUGCAUGGUGAGGCCUCACGUCAGCAUGGUGCCGCCGGUGGCCAGUGGCGGCAAUGGCGACGACCAGGUGACCUCCAGUAUCAACUGGUGCGAAGGCGACAGCUCUGUGGAAGUGGUGGAUGGUCUGACUGGCAGGACCGUAGACGAAUCUCCCUUCAAGAGUGGCUCAGCUCUGGCCAGCCGCCUGUGCAAAGCCGCAAUGCUUCACCGCUUCAAGGUGGUAGCCAAAACGGCCCAGAGGCAGGAGCUGCUGGCCACAAGUUCAUACAGAGAAGCCAAGAGAAUGUCCAAGCUGUACCAGGAGGCCAAGAAUGUGCUGAGGGCGUUCCUGUUGCAGCAAGGCUACGGUCCUUGGCCAGACAAGCUUCUGGUCAGUGACACUUUCAACAUGUAAAUGUAUGAUUGUUCAUCCCUGUCCAUAUUGUCUGUCUAAUGUUCUAAAGAAAGGAAUAUAGUUAUGAUAAAUACUGUAUGUACAAGUUUUGUAACAUUUCAUAGUUUCCCAGCUACGUAGCUUUUUCAUUUGACUUACUGCUUAUACGGUAUUUAUUGUUCAUGUUUAAAUCAGUACUUCCCAAGUGUGUCGGAAAUGGCCAGGUUGAGUUCAUGACUUCUUUGUAUUGUACUUACUUUCCACAGUAAAACCUUCCAAACUGAAA